AUGACUGAUCAUAUUGAGAAUGUGAAGGCUCUUUUCGAACUGAUGCAAAAAUUCCAAUUGUAUGCUAAGAUGUCUAAGUGUGCAUUUGAAGUUCCUAAGGUAGAGUAUUUAGGUCACUUUAUCAUUCAAGAAGGGGUCUAUGCAGAUCCUAAGAAGAUUAUAGCAGUGAAGCAGUGGCCUAUUCCCACCAAUAUCAAGCAGUUAGGAGUUUUUUUGGAGCUUGCUGGAUAUUAUAGAAGAUUUAUACAAGGUUAUGGAGCUAUAUGCGGACCAUUGCAUGACUUACUCAAGAAAGAUGGUUAUGCAUGGAACUCUGAGGCUACUGCAGCGUUUGAGAAGUUGAAACAAACUUUGGUUUCUGCUCCUGUGUUGGCAAUGCCUGACUUUUCAAAACCUUUCUUGGUUGAGACUGAUGCAAGUGGUUAG
This is a messenger RNA of Nicotiana tabacum (common tobacco), 426 nucleotides long. RefSeq names its product putative mitochondrial protein AtMg00860. The record is from RefSeq and is a predicted model, not a curated record. NCBI's taxonomy places the organism in Eukaryota, Viridiplantae, Streptophyta, Magnoliopsida, Solanales, Solanaceae.